AUGAAAGCUCAUAAACUCCUCUCUCUAGGAUGCAUCUUCUUGCCCUUGCUUUUUUUUCAUCAGACCUGGGCUCAAUUCCCAAGAGAGUGUGCCACUGUUGAGGCCUUAAGAAAUGGUGUGUGUUGUCCAGACCUGUCCCCCCUGUCUAGGCCCGGGACUGACCGCUGUGGUUCCUCAUCGGGGCGGGGCAGGUGUGAGGCAGUGACUGCAGACUUCCGACCCCACAGCCCCCAUUACCCCCACGACGGCAGAGAUGAUCGGGAGGCUUGGCCCACACGGUUCUUCAACAGGACAUGCCUCUGCAAUGGCAAUUUCUCAGGACACAACUGUGGGACUUGCCGUCCUGGAUGGAGAGGAGCUGCCUGUGACCAGAGGGUUCUCACAGUCAGGAGAAACCUUCUGGACUUGAGUGCAGAAGAGAAGAACCACUUCGUCCAGGCCUUAGAUAUGGCAAAGCGCACCAUUCACCCUCAGUUUGUCAUUGCGACCAGGAGAUCAGAAGAAAUACUGGGGCCCGAUGGCAACACGCCACAAUUUGAGAACAUUUCCAUUUAUAACUACUUUGUUUGGACACACUAUUACUCAGUCAAAAACACUUUCCUUGGGCCAGGCCAGGAAAGCUUUGGUGAAGUGGAUUUCUCUCAUGAAGGACCAGCUUUUCUCACGUGGCACAGGUACCACCUCCUGCAGUUGGAGAGAGACAUGCAGGAAAUGUUGCAGGAUCCUUCGUUCUCCCUUCCCUACUGGAAUUUUGCGACUGGGAGGAACAUCUGUGACAUUUGCACCGAUGACCUGAUGGGAUCCAGAAGCAACUUUGAUCCCACUCUUAUCAGCCUGAAUUCUGUCUUUUCUCAAUGGCGAGUGGUCUGUGAAUCCUUGGAGGAUUAUGAUACCCUGGGAACCCUUUGUAAUAGUACCGAGGGUGGGCCAAUUAGGAGAAAUCCAGCUGGAAAUGUGGCUAGACCAAUGGUGCAACGUCUUCCAGAACCACAGGAUGUCGCUCAGUGCUUGGAAGUUGGUUCAUUCGACACCCCUCCUUUUUAUUCCAAUUCUACAAACAGUUUCCGAAACACUGUGGAAGGUUACAGCGAUCCCACAGGAAAGUAUGACCCUGCUAUUCGAAGCCUUCACAAUCUGGCUCAUCUAUUUCUGAAUGGAACAGGGGGACAAACCCAUUUAUCUCCAAAUGACCCUAUUUUUGUCCUCCUACAUACUUUCACUGAUGCGGUCUUUGAUGAAUGGCUGAGAAGAUAUCAUGCUGGUAAGAUGUUUUCAUAUGAUUUUUUGCAGGCUCAGCAAGAAGACUGCUUAGAUGUAUCCAUGUUUCCACUGGAAAAUGCCCCAAUUGGGCACAACAGACAAUACAACAUGGUGCCAUUCUGGCCCCCAGUUACCAACAUAGAAAUGUUUGUUACUGCUCCAGAUAAUUUGGGUUAUACUUAUGAAGUUCAAUGGCCAAGUCGGAAUUUUAGUAUUUCUGAGAUUGUUACCAUAGCAGUAGUUGCUGCUUUAUUACUGGUUGCAGUCAUUUUCGGGGGUGCUUCUUGCCUGAUUAGGGCCAGAAACAACAUGGAUGAAGCAAAUCAGCCUCUUCUCACGGAUCAAUAUCAACACUAUGUUGAAGACUAUGAAAAAAUGGAGAAUCCUAAUCAGUCUAUGGUCUAAUGACAAAUGACCAAUUCUCUUAUGAAUUGUAUCACAAAAACACCUGGUUGAAAAAUAAUAGGUUAAAUUUCUUCCUUCAUUUACUUUCCCUCUGUUACUUUCUUCCUUAUGCGUGCACAUUAGAAUUAGAGCUCUAAGGAUUGUUUUUCAAAACUAGGAAGAGUCAAAACCUUUUUUAAUGGGUUCUGUGUUUCAACUCUAUUUAAAAUGGUAGGUUGUAUGUUAACUAACCAAAAUUUAAAUAAAAACUUGAAACAUUAAAAAUAAAAAAAUAAAAUGGUAGGUUGUGGGCACAUACCCUAACCCAUAACCCUAAACCUAACCCUAAUCCUAACUCUAACCCUAACAGUAACCUUAACCCUAACCCUAACCCUCUGGAGAGGUCCCUGAAUGGCAAAAUAUCAAGCACAUACCCUAACCCUAACCCUGAAUCUGAGAAAGUGGCUUCUUGAACACAUGAUAAGAAAAGCUGAGAAGCAGCCUAGUUAUCCUAGAGAAGACCCCAACAUUUAAUAACUGGUAGUAUUUCUGAAAAUGGGUGUGAAGGUAGAGAUUAAAAAAAAAAUAAUGAUAGGUUGCACCAACUCCAUGGUAUUUAAGCAGAGAGUGUGAAGAUUUUGGGCACGUUUUAAAAGUCAACUAUAUGACAAUGUAAAUAAGCUAUUGUGCUUUGUGUAUAAAGAAAAAUCAUGAUAGUAAAUCUCCAAUUAAAAUACAGGAGUAGGAAUUUCUACAAUGUUAAAAUGUAAAUACCUUUCCGUUCAUUGACAAUGAACAACAGAUAUAUAGGAAGCCACAUUUAUUAAUUAAAAUCAAUUAUGUGGAGCUACAAAUGGGAUCCCAAUUAACUUUUUCAAACUAGAAUUCCCCCUGGGCAUCGGCAUACAUUUUAGUGUAAGGUCAAAGUCACAACAAAAUCAUAAUCAUUGUCACAUUUUGAAGUGAUAAAAACUUCACUUUGUUUAAAAGUGAAAAAUUGAUACUGUGUCUGAUUGCUACUAUGUUCUACCUCUCAAUUCACUGAAAAAGGAACUACCCAUUUAUACAUUUCACCUUACAGUUCAUCUUCCGGUAUCUUAGAGGUCCACAAGCCAGCCACAAAGGUGGAGAACACACGAUAUGGUGUUCUACAGUUACCAUUCAGUUCAUUGUGUUAACUCCAAAUAGCAUUCUCUUAUCACUUACCAGCCUUUUGUAUGUUUUCAAAAUAAAAUAUUAAAAAUAUUAUUUCCUCAGCCCCCUUUUCUAUGCACUCAUGCAAGACUGUCAUUAAUUCUUUUCUUCUUUCUAUCUUCUAACAUAAAAUAUUUUUACUAUUUUUGAUCUUGGGCUACUGAAACAAUAUUCCCAAAGAAGAAUUUUAAAGGCUGGUCACUGUGAACAAACAUUUUCAAUAAAAUCAGCAAAAAGAAAUACUAACAAUAGUAAUCAUACACUACAGAAAAUGGGAAGUCUGAUAUUCCCAACUCAAGAAAAAGAAAUAAGAUUAACGUUAUAUACACACAGGGGUGCCUGGGUGGCUCAGUCAGUUAAGCGUCUGCCUUUAGCUCAGGUCAUGAUCCUAGAGUCCUGGGAUCGAGUCCUGCAUUGGCCUCUCUGCUCAGUGGGGAGCCUGCUUCUCCCUCUGUCUGCCGCUCCCCUUGCUUGUGCUCUCUCGUUUGCUGUCAAAUAAAUAAAUAAAAUAUUUUUUAAAAACUUAAAAAAAGGUGAUGUACAAACAAUUGGUUACUGGUUUUCCCUAUACUAAGCAAUCUUAAGGCUAUGUACACAAGAUAAAUAGACAAAAUGUGAUAGUGAAAGAGAAUGCAUGUACUAACAGUAUCUUUUAAAUUUUCAAAUAGCAUUACUGAAUUGGUUUUCUGAAUACAUUUGAUUUAUUAAAAUAUAUACUCAUAGCUUUUCAGAUAACUUACUGUAUAAUGUAAGGUUUCUUUUCAUAUAAACAUCAAUAAAACCAAGUCUACCAGAU
Molecule: messenger RNA, 3634 nt
Organism: Callorhinus ursinus (northern fur seal)
Lineage: Eukaryota; Metazoa; Chordata; Mammalia; Carnivora; Otariidae
Source: RefSeq, a predicted model, not a curated record